Rotaria sp. Silwood2 is the source of this 3004-nucleotide messenger RNA. Lineage: Eukaryota; Metazoa; Rotifera; Eurotatoria; Philodinida; Philodinidae. The record is from the annotation of a GenBank genome assembly.
UUUUCGACCUUUUUUUACUGCAGAAUUUUAAGCCGAAAAUAGUUUUAUUAGAAAGAGCUCAUUGGAUUAUGUUUGAUGGUGAAAAAAUCUCGAUGAUUUAUCCGAGCAAACUGUAUUUUCACAGGGUCGAAAAAUCACUGUUAGUAGGCAUAGGGACCCGUUGGGCCAGGUAUUCGUUAAUUAUCGAUGGAAAAACAUUAUUUUGUUCAAAAGCUUUUCAUAUAUUCUGAUAGAGAAAAAGAUUCUGCGUCGGAUGAGUCUAUUCUCAAAGAGUUUUAGACGGAUAUUAAUGACCGUAUUGGCCAAAAACUGGUUUUUAGGUCUAUCUUAAAGGCUCAAGAUUUUUCUUAUUACUCGACGAAUUUUGAAAAAUAAUACAAUAUUCAUAAUCAGCACACAGAGAUCUAUCGAAUUUUAAAUACCACAAAUUAAACGAAGAAAAAAAAAGUUUUUUGAAUACCUGAGGGGGACCCCAGCCUCGAAAAAUUGACUUGUCAUGAAAUCUAAAACAAAGUUGUGGAAAAUGAUCAGAAUCCAUCGGACUAAUAAAGUGAAUAUUCGUUUCAGUUUUAUGUACAGUCAUACACAAAUUUUCAUGGAUGCGUCGUAAUUAGGGAAAAAAAAUAGCUGGCCGUCGUUAUUAAGGAUACUUUUUUUUGAUCGAUCUUAGUUGUCUUCAUUUCAAGCUAUGUAUCUCGUGAUGAGAACAUUGAAUCUUCAUGAACCUUUAGAUAUAGGUAGAACUCGACUUGCUCUACAAAAUUGCCAGCGAGACCCUCCCUUGUUUUCCAAGUAGAAAAUGUGAAAAAACGUUUUUUCCAAAAAAAGAUACAUUUUUGCUUGAAUUUUCUUAGAACGUCGUUAUUUGGGAAAAAAUUUGGCUUGCCGUCGGAAUUAAGGAAACUGCACUAAAUAACGACGGAUGCAGUUCCCGAUCGUAGACCACUGAUAUCUCCACCGCAGUACGAUGUAGAGAGGCCGUGAUCAUACCAUUUGAAAGAGGAGACUCCAAGGAUUAUCCAAAUAUAAAAAUAUUUUCAGUCGAAUGUAAAAUGACUGAGAACGGAAUCAAACAAGAGAUGUGAAAAUUUUCCCGUCGUUAUUAGGGAAAUUGACUCUAUUUAAUUUGAAAAAGACAACGAUGAGUUGUAUUUGUCUUAAUAAUCGAUCAUAUUUGAUUCUCAUCUCAUUUUAUGGAUUUUUUCUUGUCUAAAGGCGGAAAAAUAGCUGUAAACUAUUAAAAAUAGUAAUAAUUCUUGUAGUAAACCAUUUUACAACAAACAAGUCUUUUAUUCUUUUGAGGAAAUGAUAAAGCAAAGUCAUUUUACUGAAAGAAAAUCAGCUUUCUAAAGUAAAAAAACGAUUAUGAAAAAGUGCAAACUUUUAUCGCUCACAAAUGUUCUUCAAAUAAAUUUUCCUUGUUGGGAAAAUGAAUGAAUGAAUUAAUUAUUAUGAAAUCGAGGUUUACUUCUGUGACGUCAUACUCAUUUGUCCCUGACUAAAUUCGUUUCUAAUUCAACGCAAAACUGGUGCAAGAAUUUUUUUAAUUCAAUAGUUCUCAUUUUCGCUCUUUGCAUAAAACGGUUUUAAGCAAUUUCGUUAAACGACAUACGUCAUUCUCAAUUCUACUAAUUCAGACUAGAAUAUCUACAAAGAUAUCACACUGUUCGAAGCUAUCUGCGUUUGCAAUCAUUCAAUAUGGUCUUACAUUAUGAGUAGAUAUACAUUCGAGAAAAUUUAUUCCAUUUUUCUAAACAAACAAUUUUUUAUGCGUCUGCUUGUAGCGCAUUCACUAACGACUACAUUUUUAUUCAUAGUUCAAGGUUAUAAUAUCUCAUUUAAGAAAAUAUAUGAAUGAAUAAAACUGUAAAAUAUAUUCGAAUCAAACUGAUGAUUCACUAUUCCUUUGUCCCCAUAAUGAGAAAACCUAAAUGAAAUAAUAAACGCUAUUCAAAUCUAAUUAAUUAAUUUUAUAAAAUCUGAAUCCUUGAAACCUUGAUUUUUUGCAUCUGAUUUAGUUAUGUUCAGCUUUGUCUAAAAGUGAAUUUUCUUUAAUAUAGUUUUCUGUUUCAAUUUAGUACCGCUACGCGGAUGUUCAGUUGACAUUCUUUCGAAUACGAAAUGGACAGACAGAGGCCUUACUGUUGCUGGGGGAAAUGGAAAAGGCAGAGGAUCCAAUCAAUUGAGUCAUCCAUACGGUUUAUUUGUCGACGAUCAUCAAACAAUCUAUGUUGCUGAUUGUGCGAAUCAUCGUAUUAUGGAAUGGAAAUAUGGUGCAGCGAAAGGUAAAAUGGUUGCUGGAGGAAACAGACAGGGAUCUGGAGCUCAUCAGUUAUAUUUUCCCAAUGAUGUUAUUAUCGAUAAAGAGAAAGAUUGUCUAAUCAUUUCCGACAGAGGAAACAGACGAGUAGUUCGGUGGCCUCGUCGACAUGAGGCUGUUGGAGAAACAAUCAUUUCAGAUAUUGAUUGUAUUGGUGUGACCAUGGACGAAAGUGGAGCUCUUUACGUUGCGGACCAUGGCAGACAUGAAGUGAGAAAAUAUGAAAUUGGUGACACUAAAGGAACGGUCAUUGCAGGUGGAAAUGGAAAAGGAGCAGAUCUCGAUCAGCUCUCUUCGCCAGGAUACAUAUUCGUCGAUCGAAAUCAUUCAGUAUAUGUAUCUGAAUGGGAUAAUAAUCGCGUGACGAAAUGGGAUGAAGGAGCAAAACAAGGUAUUAUCGUAGCAGGUGCUGAAGAACAAGGAAACAAUCUUACACAAUUGUCGCGUCCUCUAGGAGUUGUUGUCGACCAAAUGGGCACUGUCUUUGUGGCUGAUAAGUGUAAUAAUCGAAUUAUGCGUUGGUCGAAAGACGACACGCAGGGAUGUGUCAUUAUUGGCGAUAACGCUUGCCAAGCAUCUUCGAAUCAAUUAAGUGAACCCGAAGCUCUAUCUUUUGAUCAACAUGGCAACCUUUAUGUCGUCGAUAAAGGCAAUUUUCGAGUAAAAAAGUUUAAUAUUGCAUAA